Messenger RNA from Diuraphis noxia (Russian wheat aphid), 616 nucleotides. Its product is annotated as androgen-induced gene 1 protein-like. The record is from RefSeq and is a predicted model, not a curated record. Lineage: Eukaryota; Metazoa; Arthropoda; Insecta; Hemiptera; Aphididae. Gene Ontology annotation, cellular component: endomembrane system; membrane.
UAAUAAAACAUUAUAUUUAAAUUAUUUCAGUUUGUGUCUACGACGUUUUGGAGCUUAUGGUUUAUUGACCGUAGUUUGGUGAUGCCUAAAGAUAUUGACUUAUAUUUUCCAAUUUGGCUGAACCACACAAUGCACACGUUCGUAUUCGUAUUCACCUGCCUAGAAAUGGUCACUGCCUACCGACCUUAUCCAUCCCGUAUUUCCGGGAUGACCACACAUAUUUGUCUGCAGCUAUCUUAUUUAAUAUGGAUUCAUAUUGUGUAUAGUCAGUGCCAUAUGUGGGUGUAUCCAAUCCUUACUCAGUUGAACCUGCCAUUGAGAUGCCUGUUUUUCCUGGGUACAUUUGUGUACACAUCUGUGUUAUACAUAGUUGGCGAAUAUUUCAACAAGUUUGUCUGGGGCUAUCAACCUCAAAAGGUACAAAACCAGUACGAUCCUUAGACAAGAAGUUGAAAAGCUCUCUCAAUACUAUAUGAUUAUUAUUAUUGUAACUUUUACUUUAUUGUUUUUUUUUUUUAUUUAUUUUGUAUUUUUUGAUGACGGAUAUUUGAUUUAAAAUAUAUCGUUCGAUCCAAGACUGUACAACAAUGGAUCUUAAGAUAAAAUUGUAUAAGAC